AUGGAGGUCCUUGUGCUAUCUCUCGUCGCUUUCGCCGGCAUGGCACUUGCUCAAGGUCCUACGACCAAUGCAACCACGAUCACGACUUCGACUGCCACGGCCAAUGCAACCACGUCUUCCUCCCCCUCAACUCCGGCUUCGAGCAAUACUACCACUGGCACAUGCGUCGCUAGCACGUAAGUCGUCCGCGAAUCUAUCGUAUAGUUCUGACUGAAAAGCAUCUGACUCUCCUCGAAAGCUUCACCGGUUACGAGUCAGGCCUUCCUUCGCCAUACGUAGUCUGCUCUUGUAACGGCUUUGAAGCCCAGCUCAGCACCACGACGGUCGAAGGGACCCCAUAUACCGUCUGCUCUGAUGCACCGGAGAUCACUGUCUCUGUGCCGGCGGCCAGCACAAUGGCCCCGGCGAUCACGACGUUCGGCAGAAAGAUUGCCGCACUCAGACCAGAAGUUGCUCCGUCUUCACCGGCUAGCCAAGCUGCCAGCUUGAACGGACCAAAGUCUACCGGGGCCGCCGCUACGCUUGAGAAGAAGGUCGGCUUGGGUGGAUUCAUGGCCGCUCUGGCCGUUCUCUGA
Molecule: messenger RNA, 575 nt
Organism: Lecanosticta acicola
Lineage: Eukaryota; Fungi; Ascomycota; Dothideomycetes; Mycosphaerellales; Mycosphaerellaceae
Source: the annotation of a GenBank genome assembly